CUCAACUGCCCAUAAUAUAAUAAGUUCGUCCUUCGAACUGCUAUUUUGUUAACUUAAUAUGUUGUGAUUCUUAUCUUUUCCAUUUAACUUUUUGUAUUUGAAACUGGUUGUGACACGACUUGUAAAUAAAACGCGUUAAUAUCGAAGGUCUUCUUAAACAGCAUAAAGGUUAUAAUCUAAAAGAUUGGUUAAUCUAUAAAAUAGAUGAUUAGUAGUGAGACAAUAGUGUUAAUGUAAAAGCUUAAACAAAGCUUUUUAAACCAGCAAUAAAAAAUAGGUUAUCGAUUCGCUAGUAACAAUCUAGAUCUUCCGUAAAAUAGUGUGAUAACGGAUUAUAGCGUAUACAGUUUCGACAAAAAACAACUAAAAUAACUUUAAAAUUGUAACAUUUUAACGCAUCGUUAAAUAAGAACAAAUGAGUUUUUGGUAGUGAGGUUAGUUUUUAUUUUUAUAAUCGUCCUUUGACUUUAUGCCAAGUGACAAAUUUCAGCACAUAUAUUUUUUUAAUUUUUAUAGUUAGAAUGGAAUUAUGCCAGGAGUUCCUUGCAUUUAUUGAUUUUUUGAUUAAGUUUAGUAUAGGGUACCAGUAUGUUAGUUUCUCAGUUAUGAAUAGGUAGGAACGUUUGUUUAAAACACUUUGCACUCUCUCAAAGAUUUUUUUAGAUAGUCAUUUACUACUUCGUAAUCUAUUUUUGCAGAUUUUUACAUACAUCAAAUAAUUGCUUGCCUUAAGAAAAAAACCUUGUAGUGCCUCUCGUUUAUGGAAUAAUAUACUAAAUUAAUAUACACUAAUAAAUUAAAGUGUAAUAUAAGAAUAAAUAUUAACGUUAAAACUGUGGUGCAGAUUCUUAUGUAAUAACACAAUUGGAUACUAACAUGUCUCAAUUGGCGUUAUGUAACUAUACUAAUAACGAUAACAACAACAACAAUGACAACACAAGUGAGGAUUCUAGUCAACUACCAACUAUUUAUAGGUGUAGAGCACCGAUAGCAAGCUUGGACUGCAUGGAAGAAUUCAGUGCUGGAAGCGCACUCAGUGCACUAACGGAACGUUCAGGUGAAGGGGGCAUAACCAAAGAACAGUUAUUAUUGAGUGGACUUACACAUUCAGCACCAAAUGCUCCUCUGCAGCUUGGAAAACAAACGACAGUAGCUCCUGGUCUAAGAUAUCGCAAUUUAGGGAAAAGUGGUUUAAGAGUUUCUAAUAUUGGGUUAGGUACUUGGCCUACAUUUGGUCCCAAUGUCACUGAAGAACAAGCCGAACAGAUUAUUGUUCUUGCCGUCGAAAGUGGAAUUAACGUUUUCGAUUUGUCUGAAGCCCAUUCAGGAACUAGGGCCGAAGUUGAACUGGGAAGAAUUUUAGCUCGAAGAGGAUGGAAGAGAACUUGCUACAUUGUAACUACAAAGAUUUAUUGGAGUACGCGGUCCGAAGAACGGGGACUAUCACGAAAGCAUAUAAUUGAAAGUGUUAAAGCUAGUUUGGUAAGGCUUCAGUUAUCUUACAUUGAUGUGGUAAUAGUUCAUAAAGCAGAUCCGAUGUGUCCCAUGGAAGAAGUGGUAAGAGCAAUGCAUUAUGUAAUAUCUCAGGGAUGGGUUAUGUAUUGGGGAACAGCGAGGUGGUCCCCCGUUGAAGUGAUGGAAGCGUAUACUAACUGUCGUCAAUUUAACUGCGUUACACCUAUAGUCGAGCAAACAGAAUAUCACAUGUUUUGCAGAGAAAAGACAGAACUGUAUAUGCCUGAAUUGUACAACAAAAUUGGUGUUGGUUUGAUGGCUUGGUCACCGAUAUCGAUGGGACUGUCUCAAGGAAAAGAAGAAGGCAGCGUGCAGUUGUUCUCUAGAUCUAGUUUUCGAAAUAAGUACAGUUCAUUCUCAUGGACUGAAGAUGAAACUGCGACAGCUAAUAAAGAUGGAUACAACUGGAUGAAAGAUAGAAUCCAACCGGAAGAGACACGCCGACAAUCUGAAAGAAUUAGAGAACUGAAUGCUGUAGCAGAAAAGUUGGGUUGUUCGUUGUCCCAACUAGCCAUAGCAUGGUGUUUAAAAAAUGAAUCUGUACAAUGUUUACUUCUAGGAGCAAGCACAGUAAUGCAGUUGUAUGACAGCAUACAAUCUUUACAGCUUGUACCUAAAUUAAACACCAAUAUGGUAGCAGAAAUAGAGCGUAUUUUAGAAAACAAACCGACUAGGCCACCAAUGGUGUCAACUCUGGCGCUUAGAUGACAAUCAAUGUGCCCCCCUGGUUCCAUUGGUGGUCAGGGAGGCACGAGUAACACUGAGAGUCCGAAAGAAGACGACGUUAGCAAUGCAGAUACAGAAACUAAAGACAGCCAAAAACUUCCUUUUUGCGAAAUUCAGUGACAAAAAGUUACCGAGUUUGUCAAAACUCGUAAAAUCAAAACCCCUGAAGAGAAACCUUACAAGGAGAAAGUUAGAUGGAGUUACAGCCCAGAUGAAGGUCCAAAGUGUACGACUGAAACUUUUUCAACUAAAAAAAAAGACAAAAAGACAGCUCAUAGUCCUGUGCAAGUAUGAAAUAAACAAAAAUCUUAUGGUGAGAUUUUGAUCUGAAUUAUGUGAUGAAAAUGUUUUUUGUGAAUCUUUACGUUUGGACGCUUUCUAAAAAAUUUCUUGUUAAAAUUAAACAAGUAGCUAUAUAAAUAUGGACUCAAAACUCUUUAUUAACUUUAAGAAAAUGGAACGCGAUUUCUAGAUGCGAUAAGCUUAUGCAUUUGCAUUUUGAUACGAGCCUUUCAAAUUAAUAAGUUUAAAUGGUGUUGUAAUAACUACCAGUUUCUCUACAAAAUACUUAAUUAUAGGGUCAUUUGCACAAAAAUUGAGAACAGGAAUUUCACAAAAAGCAAUUAGCUAUUGAAAAAAAACAUCACUUAGCAUCCAUUAUUAGUUUAUUAUGUUAACCACAGUAGGUACAAACAUCCGGAAUCUCUCUUUUA
This is a messenger RNA of Zophobas morio, 2954 nucleotides long. It is a transcript of the gene Hk, whose product is annotated as Hyperkinetic. The record is from RefSeq and is a predicted model, not a curated record. NCBI's taxonomy places the organism in Eukaryota, Metazoa, Arthropoda, Insecta, Coleoptera, Tenebrionidae. The transcript is spliced from 8 exons. Gene Ontology annotation, biological process: potassium ion transport; regulation of potassium ion transmembrane transport. Gene Ontology annotation, molecular function: voltage-gated potassium channel activity; transmembrane transporter binding; potassium channel regulator activity. Gene Ontology annotation, cellular component: voltage-gated potassium channel complex; cytoplasm. Bases 877 to 2223 code for a protein of 448 amino acids.